GCGUCCAGGAGUCAGCCACGCGACCGGAGUCACCCGUGGAGCAUGGUGAGCGGCACGCCCUGCGCGGGGUGGCAAUCGCGGCCGGGUCCGCGGUCGCGGCGGCCGGGGCUUAGGGCGCGGUCUGUCGGCGCUCGUGCACGACGACCCAGCGCUCAAUCCAUUCUGGCCAUACGCUCAGCAACAUGCAGCUGCUGCGCCGACGGCGGAUGCGUGCGCGCCAGUUUGCGCAGCAGGCCCGCCACCGCCGCCACCAGCGGGCCCGCCGCCGCCGCCCCCUCCAUUUGUGGAGCGGCUGGGUGUCACGGGCACCGACACCGCCCCUGGGAGCAGCGGCGAGGAGCACGGGCCCGCUCAUGGAGGCAGCGGUGGUCAUCUCGGCCACCUACAACGCCCUGUCCAUGCUGCGCGCUCGCACUCACGCGGCGCCCGCUGCAGCUGCUGCUGCCGGCCUUGCAAACGACCCCGUGCUACGUCGGCGGCUGUGCUCUGGGACACAAGUAAUGACGGCACCGCCUGCCAACCCUGACCCACAUCAGCCGGCUGCCCAUGCCGACCCCCACGGCGGCAAUGGUGCCGUCCCCGACCCACAGCAGCUGGUGGGCGCUGGCCUCCUCGCCUUUGCGUUGGCAGGCGCUGUCAGCGGAGCUGCCCGUCCCGUUGCUGUAGGAGCCGCGCCAGCUGCAGCAAGCGGUUCGGCGGCAGGAGCGCUAGCACCAGCAGUCAUCACUGCGACGCCCCCAGAUGCAGCUGACGAGGACUUUGCGCUCCCACCGUUUCCACUGGAGCCACCAGUGCAGCGUGGGCGUGGGCGGGGCAGGGGCAGGGGGCACGGGCGGGGGCGCGGGCGCACGCAUGGCAGGGCUGGCACGGCCCCGCUGGCUGAUCCUGGUGCUGUGGAGCCACCUCGCAAACGCCGCCGCAGCUUGGGCACGGACGAGCGAGAACGGGAUGCUGUGCAGCGGCGCCGCCGGCAGGCAGGCAUGAACGCAGUGCAGCAACGGCAGCACCUGGCUGCACAUGCCGCAGCAGAGGCGGAGCGGCGGGAGGGCAUGGACGAGGAGCAGCGGGCGCAGUACCGCGCCGCGCAAGCCGCAGCAGAGGCAGAGCGGCGGGAGGGCAUGGACGAGGAGCAGCAGGCGCAGUACCGCGCCGCGCAAGCCGCAGCAGAGGCAGAGCGGCGGGAGGGCAUGGACGGGGAGCAGCGGGCGCAGUACCGCGCCGCGCAAGCCGCAGCAGAGGCGGAGCGGCGGGAGGGCAUGGACGAGGAGCAGCGGGCGCAGUACCGCGCCGCGCAAGCCGCAGCAGAGGCAGAGCGGCGGGAGGGCAUGGACGGGGAGCAGCGGGCGCAGUACCGCGCCGCGCAAGCCGCAGCAGAGGCGGAGCGGCGGGAGGGCAUGGAUGAGGAGCAGCGGGCGCAGUACCGCGCCGCGCAAGCCGCAGCAGAGGCGGAGCGGCGGGAGGGCAUGGAUGAGGAGCAGCGGGCGCAGUACCGCGCCGCGCAAGCCGCAGCAGAGGCGGCGCGUGUUGCAGUGAUGCCCGCCCAGCAGCAGCAGGAGCGCCGGGACGCGCGGGCCGCCGCUGAGGCGGCGCGGCGGGAGGGCAUGGACGAGGAGCAGCGGGCGGGGGAAGCAGACGCACGCCGGCAGCGCCGUGCACGACAGCGCUUCACAGCCAGCACGGAGCGGGGUCCGGCCAUCAAGCGCAGAUUCGAGGAGUCGUGCGACCACGUCUGCGAGUGCUGCAACCGCUGCUUCUACAGGGCCGGUGUCACGGUCACGGAGCACCCGGUCGCAUGCUCCACGCUGUUUCGGCUUCUGCGCGGUGCCGGCGACCUCGGCACCGACCGUGACCGGGACGAGCUAGACGAGCUGGAGCGCGGCGUUGGUGCUUACGCAGCUGACGGCGCGGUGGACGCUGACCCUGUUGGCGCCGAGGCUGACGCGGGCGGCGGCGUCGGGUUGGAGGCGGAGCUGGAGGCGGAGGAGGCCCCACCGGCAGCUGAGCCCAUGCAGCAGCGGCCGCGCCGGGCUGCCCUUCGCGGCCGCACUGGUGGCUGCACUGGUGGCCGCAGCCGUGGCCGUGGCCGCCACGGGCCACACGGCCAGGCGGCGGCGGCGGGUGCUGGCGGACAGGCCGCACCUGGCGGUACAGGAGCUGCCGCCGCAGCUCCGAGACUUGUGCGAGGGCGAGUGGCGGCGUUGCGGGCGUGUAGGCGGGCCGCUGAGGACGCGGGCAACAGGGCAGCUGGUGAUGCAGAUGCGGAUGCGGAUGCUGGCGAGAGCAAUGGCGCACUCGCACCAGCACACUCACCGCUGGCACCAGCUGUGGAGCAGCCCAGUGGGGCUCUGAGGGCGCCAGCUCGCCGCCGUUUGCGCCGGCUGGCGUCUGGAGCUGGCUUGGAUGCGGUAGCAGCACCUGCCGGGCUGGCUGACGCCCCCGUGGCACGGGCGGUCCCCGCGGACGUCGCCGAGCUGCCCGGGCUUGAGGACGAUGGCGUCGACAGCGAUGCCGACGAGCCGCGGCAAGCCGCGGGCCGCGCGCUGCCGCCGGAGCUAAGGCUGUUUGGGCCGCGGCCCGACUGCAGCCGCGGCUGCGCUCACAACCACCAGGUCGCUGUGCCCCACGACAGCCCGGCAGGCCUCGAGCCAUCUCCCGGCACCGUGCCAGGGACAUCUGGCGGCGUGGCGCAGCAGCGCGCCGGCGGCAACGCUCCGGCAGCGGCGGGCCUUGAGCCGGCCAACGCAAUGCGGCUGGACCGGCUCAUUGCCACCGCCGGUGCACAAGGCGCGGCCGCUGCGGUUGCUGGCGCCAUCGUCGGCGCUGCACUCCAUCGCGGCGCAGUUGCGGCUGGGAAUGUGGGCGAUGGUGAGGAGGACGCCAGCGGUGGCGGCGCAGACGCGCGAGCCACAGUGGCCCCGGAGCCGCCGCUGCCGCCAGUAGACGUUGUGAUGGCGGACGCCAACCCGGUGCUGCCGCGCGACGCGCUCCACACCGCAACAACCCGGGCAGGGCGGGCCGCUCGGGCGCGGGAGGAGCGGACCAUGGCCACAACCAUCACCACCCGCACCGGUGGAGUGCUCAGCAUCCAUGCUCACCCUGACCUGGAGCCGGCCGCCUUCCCCAACCUGUACCCCUACGGCACCAACCACUUCUGCACCAACCGGGAGCAGCCCAUCGGCAUCGCGGCCUACUUCACCAACCGCGUGCAGAACGCCGACCCCUGCUUCCAGCUGCCAGUGUACCUGGCAUGGGCGGUCAGCCUCUCCGUGUACCUGCAGCUGCGCAACCAGAUCAGCGUCAGCCUGCGCAUCCAGCAGAACGGGCGCGCCCCGAGGCUCAACACGCUCCGCCGGCAGGUCGCUGCGCUUCACCGACAGCACCGCCGCCAGGACGCUGCUGUACCGGACCCUGCCGCUGCUGGUGAGGCAGCACCGCCCAGGCCAGCCGCUGCUCUGCUGGCUGGCGGCAGGCCCGGGCGGUGGAACCUGUACUCGGGCGGCGCCUGGCCAGCAGGAGGAGGAGGAGGAGAACGAGGCGGCGGCGGGUGCUGAUGACUUUGGCAACAUCGAAGCCACUGCCCGCGCCAUCCUCAGCAACAUCCGA
This is a messenger RNA of Chlamydomonas reinhardtii, 3603 nucleotides long. RefSeq lists its product as uncharacterized. NCBI's taxonomy places the organism in Eukaryota, Viridiplantae, Chlorophyta, Chlorophyceae, Chlamydomonadales, Chlamydomonadaceae. Bases 183 to 3551 code for a protein of 1122 amino acids. The transcript has 8 exons. The record is from RefSeq and is a predicted model, not a curated record.